AUGACUUCACAAGCCUCCAACGCAUCAAUUAAGAAAGAAGAAGUUAAUGGUGUUCCAUUUCCACCAAUUCCAAAGACCUCUUCAACUAUGGAAUCUGAUGGAAUUGAAAAUCAAACUGGUGACAUUAUUGAACCACCACAAAUUAAAUCUGAGCAAGAAGAUGAAUUACCAACAACACAAGCUUUAGAUUUAGAUAUAUCUAAUCAACUGGGUUCGAUGAAAUUAAACGAAGGACAAAUUUUACCAGAUCAACCAGAUAUUAAGAUUAUUAAUCGUCAAAUUAAUGGUUAUGUUGGAUUUGCUAAUUUACCAAAACAGUGGCAUAGAAAAUCUAUUAAGAACGGUUUUACACUAAAUUUAUUAUGUGUUGGUAAAGGAGGUCUCGGUAAGACCACUUUAAUUAAUUCUUUAUUUAAUGAAAAUUUGGAUAUUAAAGAUAAUAAUAAUAUAAUACCAGAAAGACCAUUAGAUCUUGCUAAUGAAGAUGAAAAUGGUAAUGAAGCUGAUGAAGGUUUACAUUCAAAUGUUAGGAUUGAAACUAUCACUAGGACAAUUGAAGAAAAUGGUGUAAGAUUAAAAUUAACUGUUGUUGAUGCACCAGGGUUUGGUGAUGCUAUUGAUAAUACUAAUGCUUGGGAACCAAUCAUUAAAGAAAUUAAUUCAAGAUAUGAUCAAUAUUUAGAUUCUGAAAACAAAAUUAACAGAAAUUUAAAUGAUGAUAACAGAAUUCAUGCUUGUUUAUAUUUUAUCGAACCAACUGCACAUUGGUUAAAACCAAUUGAUUUAGAAUUUUGUUCGGUAAUUCAUGAAAAAUGUAAUUUAAUCCCAGUUAUUGCUAAAUCAGAUAUUUUAACAGAUGAUGAGAUUAUUACAUUUAAGGAAAGAAUUAAUAAACAAUUUGCUGAAAAAAAUAUUCAAACUUUUAAACCACCAAUUUAUAAAUUAGAUGAUAAAGAAACCAUUGAUGUUGCUAAUAAAUUAUAUGAAAGUUUACCUUAUGCUGUUGUAGGUUCUAAUGAUUUUGUUACUGAUCCAACUAAUCCAGAGAAAACUGUAAGAGGUCGUGAAUAUCCAUGGGGUAUUAUUGAAGUUGAAAAUGAAUCUCAAUCCGAUUUCAUGUUAUUGCGUGAUUUAUUAAUUAAACAAUAUUUGGAAGAAUUACAUGAAAGAACUAAUAACGUUUUAUAUGAAAAUUAUAGAUCAGAGAAAUUAAUUAAUUUAGGUAUUAAACAAGAUAAUUCUGUAUUCAAAGAAUUUGAUCCAAAUAUGAGACAAGAGGAAGAAAAGAAAUUGCAUGAAGCUAAAUUGGCUAAAUUGGAAGCAGAAAUGAAGAAUGUUUUCCAAUUAAAGGUAUCAGAAAAGGAGAAAAAAUUACAAAAAUCAGAAACUGAAUUAUUUGCAAGACAUAAAGAGAUGAAGGAUAAACUAACGAAGCAAUUGAAGGCUCUAGAAGAAAAGAAACAUCAACUUGAAAUGUCUAUACAGAGUCAAGCACAAUCUUCACCUGCUCAACCAAAGAAGAAAGGUUUCCUAAGGUGA
Molecule: messenger RNA, 1539 nt
Organism: Maudiozyma saulgeensis
Lineage: Eukaryota; Fungi; Ascomycota; Saccharomycetes; Saccharomycetales; Saccharomycetaceae
Source: the annotation of a GenBank genome assembly